AUGACGGAAGCAGUGCACCAAGGAGUACCGCUCGUGUGUGUACCACUAUUCGCUGAUCAAAAACACAAUACGCAGAAAGCUGUAAAGCGAAAUAUCGCUGUUCACGUCGACAAGAAUGAUCUGUCAUCGGAUACAUUGAAGCGUGCGCUCGAAAAAGUACUCUAUGACACGACGUACCGCAAAUCGUCAGAGAGCCUACUUGAAAUGAUCCGACAAAAACCUUUUUCUUCACGUGAUCGUCUGUUGAGGCAUGUCGAUUUUGCAUCGAAAUUUGGGCCGAUCGACAGUUUUGACUUGGCUGCCAACAACUUGUCAUUUGCGCAGUAUUAUCUGCUCGAUAUAAUCAUUCCUUUGUUCCUUCUGGUUGCUCUCUUUGUCUCCCUAUCACUUCGACUACUCAUUAAUGUUGUACGCAAAGUACUGGCGCCUUCAAAGGUAAAAAGCGAUUAG
This is a messenger RNA of Gongylonema pulchrum, 450 nucleotides long. Lineage: Eukaryota; Metazoa; Nematoda; Chromadorea; Rhabditida; Gongylonematidae. The record is from the annotation of a GenBank genome assembly.